UUUCGGGUUGUUAUAUGUUGUAGUAUAGAAUCCUUAUUUCGUUUUUGUUAUAAACCCAGAAGAGGGCAUUCGGAUCUCUCUAUUUUUCUCUUCUGAGUUUUCUUGUAUAUAUCUGUUUCUUCCUUUGUCUUCCACUUUUUAUAUUUUUUGGCUUCACAAGUCGAAAUCUUUUUCCCAGUGGUUUCAAUUGUAAGAAGAGAUGGCAGACAGGCACCAGCACCCAACGGUCAUGCAAAAGUUUGCUGGUCAGCUCCUGCUCAGUUCCAGUCGUUCCCAAGAUGUUCAAAGACCUGCUCUGUAUCAAAGGCAUUUUGCAUAUGGAAAUUACUCCAAUGCAGGAUUACAGUAUCCCAUGACUCAGGCGUGUGGGGCUACCAGCGAUUUGUCAUUGGUUUCUUCAGCAGCCUCACCUGUGUUUGUCCAAGCCCCCAAUGAGAAGGGCUUUGCCAGCUUUGCUACUGAUUUUCUUAUGGGUGGAGUGUCUGCUGCGGUGUCCAAAACUGCUGCUGCUCCAAUUGAGCGAGUGAAGCUCUUGAUCCAGAAUCAGGACGAGAUGAUCAAAGCUGGUCGGCUCUCUGAACCCUACAAGGGAAUUGGAGAUUGUUUUGGCCGAACAAUAAAAGAUGAGGGUUUUGUAUCAUUGUGGAGAGGGAACACAGCUAAUGUCAUCCGUUACUUCCCCACACAGGCCUUGAACUUUGCUUUCAAAGAUUACUUUAAGAGGCUCUUCAACUUCAAGAAAGACAAAGAUGGGUACUGGAAAUGGUUCGCAGGUAACUUGGCAUCUGGUGGUGCUGCUGGUGCUUCUUCCCUGCUCUUUGUCUACUCUUUGGAUUAUGCUCGAACCCGUCUUGCAAAUGAUGCAAAGGCUGCAAAGAAGGGAGGAGGGAGGCAAUUCAAUGGCUUGGUUGAUGUUUACAGGAAGACUCUCCAAUCUGAUGGUAUUGCUGGCCUUUACCGUGGCUUCAACAUUUCUUGCGUAGGCAUCAUUGUCUACCGUGGUUUGUACUUUGGAAUGUAUGACUCUUUGAAGCCAGUUGUCUUGACUGGAAAGUUGCAGGAUAGUUUCUUCGCUAGCUUUGCUCUUGGUUGGGUAAUCACGAAUGGUGCUGGCCUUGCAUCGUAUCCAAUUGACACUGUCCGUAGAAGAAUGAUGAUGACAUCUGGUGAAGCUGUCAAGUAUAAGAGUUCCUUUGAUGCAUUUUCUCAAAUCCUCAAGAAUGAGGGUCCCAAAUCUCUCUUUAAGGGAGCUGGUGCAAAUAUACUCCGUGCUGUUGCUGGUGCUGGUGUGCUUGCAGGUUAUGACAAGCUUCAGGUGAUCCUCUUAGGUAAGAAGUAUGGUUCUGGUGGGGCAUAAUUAAGUGAACGAAGAGAAUCUCCACCUCAUAUUGCAGCUUUAGAUGUUGAUGAAAAUCUUUCUGAUUUCAGUUUGAUAGGAGCCAUAUUUCAACUCACUUGAAUAACUUAGUUUUAGGGGAGUUUUACUCCCAGAGGUUAUUUCCUUCUUGAAUGAGUUUUGUUUCCAUUGUCCUUGGUUGUCAAAGUGGUCUCAAUUUCACUUUGUUGGUUUUUGAUUCGUACGCAAUUAUAAUUUGCUCCGUUUCGAUUUAUUACCAAUUUAAAAUUUGGGAGAAGCUUUUGCUGAA
This is a messenger RNA of Carya illinoinensis, 1646 nucleotides long. Its product is annotated as ADP,ATP carrier protein, mitochondrial. Gene Ontology annotation, cellular component: mitochondrial inner membrane. The transcript has 4 exons. Gene Ontology annotation, biological process: mitochondrial ATP transmembrane transport; mitochondrial ADP transmembrane transport. NCBI's taxonomy places the organism in Eukaryota, Viridiplantae, Streptophyta, Magnoliopsida, Fagales, Juglandaceae. Gene Ontology annotation, molecular function: ATP:ADP antiporter activity. The coding region runs from base 200 to 1357 and encodes 385 amino acids. The record is from RefSeq and is a predicted model, not a curated record.